AUGACUGAUAUCUCAGCUGGUGCCCACGAUGGUGCCAAUGGGCGGUCGGUGCCCUACGUCAAUGGCAAGGUGUCGUAUGCCGAGAAGUUCAGCAUUGCGGACCACUUCAUAGGGGGCAACCGGUUGUCCAACGCCGCCCCCAGCAAGGUCAAGGACUUUGUCGCCCAAAACUACGGUCACACCGUCAUCACCAAUGUUCUCAUUGCCAACAACGGUAUCGCCGCCGUCAAGGAGAUCCGAUCAGUCCGAAAAUGGGCCUACGAGACGUUCGGCGACGAGCGAGCCAUUCACUUCACCGUCAUGGCUACCCCCGAAGAUCUGGCGUCCAACGCAGACUACAUCCGAAUGGCCGACCACUACGUCGAGGUCCCCGGAGGCACAAACAACCACAACUAUGCCAACGUGGAAUUGAUCGUGGAUAUUGCCGAGCGCAUGAACGUCCACGCGGUGUGGGCUGGAUGGGGCCACGCCUCCGAGAACCCUAAGCUGCCAGAGUCGCUGGCCGCCUCCCCCAAGAAGAUUGUCUUCAUUGGCCCUCCCGGGUCUGCCAUGCGAUCGCUUGGUGACAAGAUUUCCUCCACGAUUGUAGCACAACACGCCGACGUACCAUGCAUUCCCUGGUCAGGAACCGGCGUGAAAGAAGUCGAGCUGGACGACAAGGGCAUCGUCACUGUUGCCGAUGAUGUCUACCAGAAGGGCUGCGUGAACUCGUGGGAGGAGGGUCUCGAGAAGGCCAAGGAGAUUGGCUUUCCCAUCAUGAUCAAGGCCUCCGAGGGUGGUGGUGGCAAGGGUAUCCGAAAAGCCGAUUCCGAGGAAGGCUUCGAGGAGCUCUACAAGGCCGCCGCUAGCGAGAUUCCCGGAUCUCCCAUCUUCAUCAUGAAGCUGGCUGGCAACGCCCGCCAUCUCGAGGUCCAGCUGCUGGCUGAUCAGUACGGCAACAACAUCUCCCUCUUCGGUCGAGAUUGCUCCGUUCAGCGACGUCACCAGAAGAUUAUCGAGGAAGCGCCCGUCACCAUCGCCAAGGAGGACACCUUCAAGGCCAUGGAGGAUGCCGCCGUCCGUCUUGGAAAGCUGGUCGGUUACGUCUCUGCCGGUACUGUCGAGUACCUCUACUCUCACUCCGACGACAAGUUCUACUUCCUGGAGCUCAACCCCAGACUUCAGGUCGAGCAUCCCACCACCGAGAUGGUCAGUGGUGUCAACUUGCCCGCCGCCCAGCUGCAGAUUGCCAUGGGUCUUCCCCUCCACAGAAUCCGCGACAUUCGAUUGUUGUACGGUGUCGACCCAAAGACCUCGAGCGACAUUGACUUCAACUUCAAGAACGAGAGCACCUCCCAGAGCCAGCGACGACCCCGUCCCAAGGGUCACUGCACGGCCUGCCGAAUCACCUCCGAAGAUCCCGGUGAGGGCUUCAAGCCGUCCAAUGGUGUUAUGCACGAGCUCAACUUCCGAAGUAGUUCCAAUGUCUGGGGUUACUUCUCCGUUGCGGCCCAGGGUGGUAUUCACAGUUUCUCCGACAGUCAGUUCGGUCACAUCUUCGCCUAUGGUGAGAACCGAUCAGCUUCACGGAAACACAUGGUCAUCGCUCUCAAGGAGCUGAGCAUUCGUGGUGAUUUCAGAACCACCGUUGAGUACCUCAUCAAGCUUCUCGAGACUGAGGCCUUCGAGGACAACACCAUCUCCACUGGCUGGCUGGAUGAGCUCAUCUCCAAGCGUCUCACUGCUGAGCGACCUGACACCAUGCUUGCCGUCGUGUGCGGUGCCAUCACCAAGGCCCACAUUGCGAGCGAAAACUCCUUGGCCGAGUACCGCGCUGGCCUCGAGAAGGGUCAGGUCCCUUCCAAGGAGAUCCUCAAGACUGUCUUUACCAUCGACUUCAUCUAUGAGGGCUUCCGUUACAAGUUCACGGCUACCCGCGCCAGUGCUGACAGCUACCACCUUUUCAUCAACGGUUCCAAGUGCUCGGUUGGUGUCCGUGCCCUGAGUGACGGUGGUCUUCUUAUCCUUCUCGACGGACGCAGUCACAACGUCUACUGGAAGGAGGAGGUUGGUGCCACUCGUCUCUCCGUCGACAGCAAGACUUGCUUGUUGGAGCAGGAGAACGACCCUACCCAGCUCCGAUCUCCCAGCCCUGGUAAGCUGGUCAAGUACACCGUCGAGAACGGUGCUCAUGUCCGUGCUGGCCAGACCUACGCCGAGGUUGAGGUCAUGAAGAUGUACAUGCCUCUCAUUGCCCAGGAGGACGGCAUGGUGCAGCUCAUCAAGCAGCCCGGAGCUACCCUCGAGGCGGGUGACAUUCUUGGUAUACUUGCGCUUGACGACCCCACUCGCGUUAAGCAGGCUCAAGCCUUCGUUGACAAGCUCCCCGACUACGCCGCGCCUGUCAUCGUCGGCAACAAGCCAGCUCAGCGCUUCACCCUCCUUCACAGCACCCUGAACAACAUCCUGGCUGGUUAUGACAACUCAGUCAUUAUGGUCCCCACCCUCAAGGCGCUGAUUGAGGUCCUUCGCGAUGCCGAGCUGCCCUACAGCGAGUGGAACGCUCAGUUCUCGGCGCUGCACGCUCGUAUGCCCAACAAGCUCGAUGUGCAGUUUACCCAGAUCGUCGACCGCGCCAAGUCUCGACACGCUGAAUUCCCUGCCAAGUCUCUGAGCAAGGCGUUCCAGAAGUUCCUCGAGGAGAAUGUCGCUGAUGGCGAUGUUUCCCUCCUCAAGACUACUCUUGCUCCCCUGACCGACGUCCUCGAGAUGUACGCCGAUGGUCAGAAGGCUCGUGAGCUUGCUGUCAUCCGGGAUCUGCUCGAGCAAUACUUUGAGGUUGAGGUGCUCUUCAUGAACCAGCCCCAGGAGGACGCGGUUGUCUUGAAGCUCCGUGACCAGAACAAGGAGGACAUCCCCAAGGUUGUCCAGACCGUUCUCUCCCACAGCCGUGUCAGCGCAAAGAGCUCGCUCAUCCUCGCCAUCCUCGAGGAGUACCGCCCCAACAAGCCUAACGUUAGCAACAUCGCUAAGAGCCUCCGUGAUACUCUCCGCAAGCUCACCGAGCUGCAAGUCUCGCGCUCGACCUCCAAGGUCUCGCUCAAGGCUCGUGAGAUUAUGAUCCAGUGCUCCCUUCCUUCCCUGGAGGAGCGAACCGCACAGAUGGAGCACAUCCUGCGCUCUUCCGUCAUCGAGUCUCGAUACGGAGAGACUGGUUGGGACCACCGGGAGCCUAGCUUGGACAUUAUCAAGGAGGUGGUUGACUCUAAGUACACCGUCUUCGAUGUCUUGCCCCUCUUCUUCGCCCACGACGACUCCUGGGUUUCCCUGGCUUCGCUCGAGGUUUAUGUCCGACGUGCCUAUCGUGCGUACAUCUUGAAGCAGAUCGAGUAUCACCAGGAUGAGAACGACCUGCCCCAGUUCGUCUCUUGGGAUUUCCAGCUCCGAAAGAUUGGACAGUCCGAGUUCGGUCUGCCUAUCCAGUCCGCUGCUCCCUCCACGCCUGCUACCCCCCUGGGUGGAGAGUUCAAGUUCAACCGAAUCCACUCGAUUAGUGACAUGUCCUACCUGUCUCACAAGUGGGAAGAGGAGCCCACCCGCAGGGGUGUUAUCGUCCCCUGCAAGUACAUUGAUGAUGCUGAGGACCUGAUCGGUAAGGCCCUCGAGGCUCUCGCCUAUGAGCAGAAGCAGAAGAAGUCGCGCACCACUCCUGGCCUGAUCCCCGACCUGAGCGGCAAGCGCAAGCCUGCGCAGCCCAAGCAACACGACGCUGAGGAGCUUUCUGCUGUUAUCAACGUCGCUAUCCGAGAUGCUGAGAGCCGCGGUGAUCAAGAUACCCUGGAGCGCAUCGUUCCCAUUGUUCAGCUGUACAAGGAUGAGCUUUUGGCUCGUCGUGUUCGUCGCUUGACUUUCAUCUGCGGUCGCAGCGACGGCUCGUACCCCGGAUACUACACCUUCCGUGGUCCUGAGUACAACGAGGACGACAGUAUUCGACACAGCGAGCCUGCUCUUGCUUUCCAGCUUGAGCUUGCUCGUCUUGCCAAGUUCCACAUUAAGCCGGUGUUCACUGAGAACAAGAAUAUCCACGUUUAUGAGGGUAUUGGCAAGACUGUGGACACUGACAAGCGAUACUUUACUCGUGCUGUUAUUCGACCUGGUCGUCUCCGUGACGAGAUCCCCACUGCCGAGUACCUGAUCUCUGAGGCCGAUCGUGUCAUUAACGACAUCUUUGACGCCCUUGAGAUUGUCGGCAACAACAACUCCGAUCUGAACCAUAUCUUCAUCAACUUCACUCCCGUCUUCCAGCUUCAGCCUCGUGAGGUUGAGGAGAGUCUCCAGGGCUUCUUGGACCGAUUCGGUCUUCGUGCUUGGCGACUCCGUGUUUCUCAGGUCGAGAUCCGCAUCAUUUGCACCGAUCCUCAGACUGAGCAGCCUUACCCUCUCCGUGUCGUUAUCACCAACACCUCCGGAUAUGUUGUCGACGUCGACAUGUAUGCGGAGCGCAAGUCCGAGAAGGGCGAGUGGGUUUUCCACAGCAUUGGUGGUACCAAGGAGAAGGGUCCCAUGCACUUGAUGCCCGUUUCGACCCCGUACGCCACCAAGAACUGGCUCCAGCCUAAGCGAUACAAGGCCCAUCUCAUGGGUACUCAGUACGUUUAUGAUUUCCCCGAGCUGUUCCGCCAGGCUAUUCAGAACACCUGGGCCAAGGCUACCAAGGAGCAGCCUACCCUGGCUGCCCAGGCGCCUAAGCCCGGUGACUGCAUCACCUUCACCGAGCUUGUCCUUGAUGACAAGGACAACCUUGAUGAAGUGAACCGUGAGCCUGGUACCAACACUUGCGGUAUGGUUGGUUGGAUCUUCCGGGCCCGAACUCCCGAGUACCCCAACGGCCGUCGCUUCAUCGUCAUUGCGAACGAUAUUACCUACAAGAUUGGUUCGUUCGGACCCAAGGAGGAUGACUUCUUCCACAAGUGCACGGAGCUGGCCCGCAAGCUGGGUAUCCCCCGUAUCUACCUGUCGGCCAACUCUGGUGCUCGUCUCGGUCUCGCCGACGAGCUCAUGGGCUACUUCAAGGUCGCCUGGAACGACGUCAAUAAGCAGGAUACCGGUUUCCGCUACCUGUACCUUGACGACGAGUCCAAGAAGCGUUUCGAGAAGGAUGUCAUCACCGAGGAGAUCUCGGAGGAUGGCGAGAAGCGACACAAGAUCGUCACCGUCAUUGGCAAGGAGGAGGGUCUCGGUGUUGAGUGCUUGAGGGGAUCUGGUCUCAUCGCCGGUGCGACCAGCAGAGCCUACAACGACAUCUUCACCGUUACCCUGGUCACCUGCCGAUCAGUUGGUAUUGGUGCCUACCUCGUCCGUCUCGGUCAGCGAGCCGUUCAGAUCGAGGGUCAGCCCAUUAUCCUUACUGGUGCCCCUGCCCUGAACAACCUGCUUGGUCGCGAGGUUUACACCUCUAACCUGCAGUUGGGUGGUACUCAGAUCAUGUACCGCAACGGUGUCUCCCACAUGACUGCCAAUGACGACUUUGCUGGUAUCUCCAAGAUUGUCGAGUGGAUGUCGUUUGUUCCCGAGAAGCGCAACAGCCCUGUCCCUGUUAGCCCCAGUGUUGACGACUGGGACCGUGAUAUCGUGUACACGCCUCCCCAGAAGCAGCCUUACGAUGUCCGGUGGAUGAUUGGCGGUCGCGAUGGCGACGAUGGCUUCGAACCUGGUCUGUUCGACAAGGACUCAUUCGUUGAGACCCUUGGCGGCUGGGCCAAGACCGUAGUUGUCGGACGUGCUCGCCUUGGUGGUAUCCCCAUGGGUGUCAUCGCGGUCGAGACUCGCUCGGUGGAGAACAUUACUCCCGCCGAUCCCGCCAACCCCGACUCCAUCGAGCAGCUUACCAACGAGGCUGGUGGUGUUUGGUACCCCAACUCGGCCUUCAAGACUGCUCAGGCGAUCAACGACUUCAACAAUGGUGAGCAGCUUCCUCUGAUGAUCCUUGCCAACUGGCGUGGUUUCUCUGGUGGCCAGCGCGACAUGUACAACGAGGUCCUCAAGUACGGUUCCUUCAUCGUCGAUGCCCUCGUCAAGUUCGAGCAGCCCAUCUUCGUCUACAUUCCUCCCCAUGGUGAGCUUCGUGGUGGAUCUUGGGUCGUCGUCGACCCUACGAUCAACCCCGUUGCCAUGGAAAUGUAUGCCGACGAGGAGGCCCGCGGUGGUGUCUUGGAGCCCGAGGGUAUGGUCGGUAUCAAGUACCGCAAGGACAAGCAGAUCGCGACCAUGGCCCGCAUGGACCCCACCUACGCCGGCCUCAAGAAGCAGCUUGAGGAUCUUAGCCUGUCUCAGGAGGAGACCGACGAGAUUAAGAAGAAGAUGUCGUUCCGUGAGAAGCAGCUGCUGCCGGUCUACGCUCAGAUCGCUGUGCAGUUCGCCGACCUUCACGAUCGCGCAGGCCGCAUGAAGGCCAAGGGUGUCAUCCGCGAGGUCUUGGAGUGGACCAACGCUCGCCGAUACUUCUAUUGGCGUCUGCGCCGUCGUCUCAACGAGGAGUACAUCCUCCGACGUAUGACGGCCAGCAUUCUCAACGCCUCUGGCACCCAGAGCACUUCCAAGACCACCGAGGUCCGCGAGAAGUACCUGCACCUUUUGCGCAGCUGGUCUGGCAUUGUCGACUGGGAGAAGGACGACCGUGCCGUGACGGAGUGGUACGAGUCGGAGCGUAAGAUGAUUGGAGAGAAGGUGGAUGCCCUCAAGUCAGAGGUGCUUGCCGCUGAGGUCGCCAGUGUGGUCCGAGGACACGCCAAGGCUGGAUGGACCGGUGUGCGCGAGGUGCUGAGGGUCAUGCCUGUUGAGGAGCGGGACCAGAUCCUCAAGUAUCUCCAGCAGUAG
This is a messenger RNA of Ilyonectria robusta, 6855 nucleotides long. Its product is annotated as acetyl-CoA carboxylase. The record is from RefSeq and is a predicted model, not a curated record. Gene Ontology annotation, molecular function: acetyl-CoA carboxylase activity; metal ion binding; ATP binding. Bases 1 to 6855 code for a protein of 2284 amino acids. NCBI's taxonomy places the organism in Eukaryota, Fungi, Ascomycota, Sordariomycetes, Hypocreales, Nectriaceae. Gene Ontology annotation, biological process: fatty acid biosynthetic process. The transcript is spliced from 4 exons.